Messenger RNA from Talaromyces atroroseus, 897 nucleotides. RefSeq lists its product as hypothetical. The coding region runs from base 1 to 897 and encodes 298 amino acids. Gene Ontology annotation, biological process: intracellular zinc ion homeostasis; zinc ion transmembrane transport. The record is from RefSeq and is a predicted model, not a curated record. Gene Ontology annotation, cellular component: membrane. Gene Ontology annotation, molecular function: zinc ion transmembrane transporter activity. Lineage: Eukaryota; Fungi; Ascomycota; Eurotiomycetes; Eurotiales; Trichocomaceae. The transcript has 2 exons.
AUGGUGGCCUUUGCAGUGGGGGGUUUACUCGGUGAUACUCUAUUUCACUUGUUGCCUGAGAUCUUCUUGGGAGAAGACUCGCCGGAACACGCCCGAUUCGUGCUCGUGGACAACAACAAGAACCUUCUACUUGGCCUUGGAAUCAUGGUGGGAUUUUUCACUUUCGUAGCCAUGGACAAGUCACUGCGUAUCGCAACUGGGGGAGAGGGGGGCCAUGACCAUGGGCAUUCCCAUGAUACCCAAGACUCAGCCGUAACAACAGGGUCUACUUCCGAGAAACGCAGUAAAAAUGGCGAAGUUAAAAAGCGGAAAACCAAGAUCAAUGCCACUCAAAAGCAGGAGGAGCACGAGGAAAAGAAGGAAGAUAUCAACCCAAGUGCAAAGCUAGGAGGAUACUUGAAUCUCAUUGCCGAUUUCACUCAUAACAUUACAGAUGGACUGGCGCUCUCUUCGUCGUUUUAUGCUUCGCCGACCAUUGGCGCUACAACCACGGUAGCCGUUUUCUUCCAUGAGAUCCCCCACGAGGUUGGGGACUUUGCUCUUUUGAUACAAUCUGGUUUCUCCAAGAGAAAGGCUAUGGGGGCACAAUUCGUCACUGCCAUUGGCGCUUUCCUCGGGACCUUUAUCGGCAUCGCUGUGCAGGAAUUUGGUGGCAAUGCCACCGAGUCAACCACAUCGGCGCAAGCUGCUAGCGGACUUCUGGGAACUGGGCUUAGCUGGGGUGACAUGUUGCUUCCAUUCACCGCGGGGACGUUUCUCUAUGUUGGCACCGUGGCAGUUAUCCCAGAGCUGCUUGAGACGGGUAAAGAAAAAGGCGUAGAGGUUCGAAAGACAUUAUCACAGUUUCUGGCAGUCGCUGCUGGUGCGGGAAUUAUGCUUUGGAUCUCUUGGUCUUGA